Molecule: messenger RNA, 777 nt
Organism: Nematocida homosporus
Lineage: Eukaryota; Fungi; Microsporidia
Exons: 1
Coding region: 1-777 (258 amino acids)
Biological process (GO): vesicle-mediated transport
Cellular component (GO): membrane
Source: RefSeq, a predicted model, not a curated record
AUGAGUGACUUUAAAACAUUCUUAUUAGUUGUGCAAGAUAAAAGUCAAUCCAUUCAAAAUCUCGCCAAAGAUGCCCAAUCGGCAGAAGACCUUGUUUCUGAGUAUAUUAUUUCAUCUGGAGCAAAGGCCCGCCAUUUAUCUAACCAGUUAGCCCAGCUUUCGGCUGACUUCUUUCACAAAGCCGGUGCUCUUAAGAACGAAUUAGAAGCAUUCACCCAAAGCAAUCCGACUGUCUUUACCGAUAGAAAGAAAGCAGUGCAUCUCCAAGCUCUAUUCAAAAAGCUUUCCCUCCAAAUCGAGCUAUUCAACCGAACCAAACAUCUAUUCACUAGUGCAGCUACUAAAAAGGAAAGUAUCACUGAAGAGACCCAAAACACACAUCUUCUUCAAAGCCACAAUACUUUUGUUGAUCUAUCUCUUCCCCAAGCCCCAACUACUACAUCAGCCGCUGCCAAUGAAGAACUCGCCAAAAACAAGAACCUACGCCUUCUUUUACUUAGCCUUAGUGAUCUUGAAUCUCUUAGUAUUGAGCUAAACACUAUUAUUGAAUCGUCUGGUGAUCCAAUCGAUCGUAUCUCUUUAAAAACGACUGAAAUGAAAUCCGUAUCUCUCAAUACCAACCGCACCCUAGAGCAAGGCAUUCGUCGCCGAACUCGCCGUAUGAAACUCAAGCGAGUCUUUAUUCUGCUAGUUAUCCUAAUUCUUAUUCUUCUAGCUAUCUUUUUCGGCACCAAACUCCUUGAAUUCUUCCUUAAAUGCAAAGGCCUCUUUAAGUAG